AUGCAUAUUCAUGAAUUUGGAGAUUUUUCGCGAGGUUGCUUGUCAACUGGACCUCACUACAAUCCAUAUGGCAAAGACCACGGUGGACCUGGGGACGCAAACCGACAUGUUGGCGAUUUGGGCAACAUAAAAGCUUUCAGCACUGGCAUCGCAAAAAUUCACCUGGUAGAUCAUCAGAUAACCCUAUUCGGGGAGCACAGCAUUCUCGGUCGCACUUUAUCCAUUACUGAGUUUGAAGACGAUAUGGGAAAGGGAGGUCACGAUUAUAGUAAAACUACUGGAAAUUCCGGAAAUCGACUUUGCUGCGCGAUAAUUGGUGUUGCUCGGGAGGAGUUUUUCCCGGAGCGAGGACAUUUGACGACACGAGAUUAG
Molecule: messenger RNA, 372 nt
Organism: Wyeomyia smithii (pitcher-plant mosquito)
Lineage: Eukaryota; Metazoa; Arthropoda; Insecta; Diptera; Culicidae
Product: superoxide dismutase [Cu-Zn]-like
Exons: 1
Coding region: 1-372 (123 amino acids)
Biological process (GO): removal of superoxide radicals
Molecular function (GO): copper ion binding; superoxide dismutase activity
Source: RefSeq, a predicted model, not a curated record